AUGGGAAGACGAGCAGCAAAUACGAGCACUGCCAAACCCACUGAAAGUGAAACUCCUAGUAAACGUGCUUCCAGAUCUUCAAAUCCUAUUACUUCUCAAGUCAGUUCAGAAUCGCCUAAAAAGGCUGCUGCAACUCCAAAAUCUAAACGAGCUCCUGCUACACCCACAAAAACUCCAAAAAGAAAGACAAAGGCUGCUUCUACUCCAGAAAAACAAGAUGCUAUAGACACUGCAGAUGAUUCUGAGCUCCCUGUUGAUUUGUCAGAUCCCAUUUUAGAGUCUAGUAAAAAUAUAUCAACAGAUUUACAAUCCCAAUCAAUAAAUAUACUUGAAACUACUCAAGCCAUUGAUGAACCGUCAGAAACCUCCAAUCUACCAUCAACAUAUGAAUCCACAAUGGUAUUGGACGACUCGACUCAAACCAUUUCAUCUAGCAUUGAUGACUUGGUUUCUGCUGAUCUUUCAACCGAAAGUAUCCAACCCGAAACAGUUGAGCCAACUCCGAGUACUUUCCAAUCUAUUGUAGAAUCACACACAUCUUCUGUAGCAGAUGAAUCUGUUGGCAGAGGAUUGCAUAAGCGCAAAUCUGUAUCCGAUGACAUGGACAACAAUCCCGAAGCCAAAAAGCGUAGCAAGCGCAUGUUUCAAAUGCUGGUUGGUACUCUGCAAACUGCCAAGAAGGAUCAAGAUACCAACAUGUCGGAAGCAGCCAUUAGACGCCAAACUAUCGAACAACGACUUGCAGAGAAACUCGUCAAGGAAAAGGCAGAGCUGGCAGAUCGCAUAAAGAAAGAACGGGAAGCUGUAAUUGAAAAGCGUCGACUUACAGAACAAAAAAUCAAAGAUAUUUCUGAAGAAAUUAUCGAGUCUCAAAAAAAAUGUUUGGAAAAGUUUAUCUUUACAAAAGCAUCGCCAGGAGUGUAUUUUAUGCCUGCCAAUCAUAACGAUCGUACAAAAAAGGUUCUGGUGUCUGCCAUCACGGUCAAGACCGAGGCUGUAUCUAAUGCUGAUCAACCUUCAAGUCAUACCAGCAUAAUAUCUGUAUAA
Batrachochytrium dendrobatidis JAM81 is the source of this 1047-nucleotide messenger RNA. RefSeq lists its product as uncharacterized. The transcript is spliced from 3 exons. The record is from RefSeq and is a predicted model, not a curated record. Gene Ontology annotation, cellular component: catalytic step 2 spliceosome. Lineage: Eukaryota; Fungi; Chytridiomycota; Chytridiomycetes; Rhizophydiales. The coding region runs from base 1 to 1047 and encodes 348 amino acids.